GAACUUUUUUUUCUCUUCUCUUGAACGUCACGUGAUCUAAACAGGCGGCCCACGUGCUUCCCACGUGCACCCGGUGACAAACACAUGUAGGCUGGUCAGUAUCAUGCUGCCCUUGACUCGGACUCUCAACACCUCCCUCCGUCCUGCCCCCGGCCUGCUCACCCUCCUCGUGCUGAUCCUGCUGCCCGUGACGUCACCCGCCCGUCACGCCAUCGGCCUCCUGGUCCUGUCCACCAACGCUAGCCUCGGGUCCGGGUUCGAAACCCACGGCGGCCAGUCCCUGAUCGCGACCGUCGAGGAGGCGGUCCGGACGACGGAGGUGCUGCUCAAGCCGGCCGGGGUCAAGGUCACGCUGACGUGGAGGGACGCUGGGGUGUGCGACGAGCGGCUGGCCCUGGGGGAGACGGUGUCGCUGCAGAGGGAUCAGGUGGACGUCAUCGUGGGCCCGUUUUGUCCGGCAUCACUGCGAGUGGUCGCCCUUUUGGGAUCUUUCUGGAAGAUUCCGGUGGUCACGUGGGCGCCCCUCAACAGGGAGGUCAUCGAGCACAGUCGGAGAGAUGACGUCAUGUCCACCUUUGGGUCAUUUGAAGAUUUGGCUCGCUCGGCCGUUGUCGUCAUGAGGCAUUUGAGAUGGACGAAAAUUGCCAUCCUGUACGACGAGGACGGCGUGUGUGAGUUCUUGAAGGAAGAGAUCCUACAGUUCCUGCAAGCCGGGGAUCACGUGACCGAGGCGGCGGUGGUCAGGCUACGUGCGGGGGAUCUCAAGCCGCUGACUGAAGGGCUGAGACGUGUUAAACAGCUGACCAGGACUCUGGUCGUCUGUUCCCAACCAAUCACCAUGGAAACCAUCCUACAGGAAGCGGAAGUGCUGGACAUGACUUCCGGCUACUACGCAUUUUUGUACCUCAACUUCGACAUCACCCCGAUGGCCAAAGUUCCGUCCAAAAAAAAUUCCCAGCGAAAUCUGUUGGCCACGGUGCUCCAGCUUGGCCACUUUCCUUUCCCGGCCAUCGUGGCCACCUCGAGCACUCAGCGGAGGAGCGGCUCAUCAAGAGAUGACUUGUACAUCAGGACACAGAUGAUGUUGGCGCCCUACCUCCACGACGCCAUUCUUCUUUCUGUGAUGUCGUCAGCCAGUCGACAGCUCGGCCGUCAAUUACCAGCCCUACCCACGGGGCAAUACCUGAAGACAGGCCCCCUGGAGUUUGACGCCCACGGAACCAGGAGGACCAACCACUCACUGCUCUACUCACAGUCCGUCGUCGCCAUGGUAACAGCAGAAGCCGAGCUCCUGCAGCUGGGGGCCAUCGCCUGGCCCAACGGCCCAGUGCCCACGUCAGACCUGGACUGUCAUUUCCCGGGGAAAAUUUGUACAGAUAUCGUGGGCGUCGUCGCUGGCGUGGUGGUGGGCGGUGUAUUGUUGGUGGGUGUGCUCAUUGCUGCCAUAUUCCUGUACAGGAAACACAGGCAGCAGACGGUGGACGGCAACAAGGACUGGCUCGUGGACGACAAGGACGUCAAGCGCCGGAAGGUGAAGGCCAUCGGCAACAUGACCUUCAGCAACGGCAACACCUGCAACGGCAGCACCAAGAAGCGGCUGGUCAGAAUGGAAACCCGAGGCACGUUGGGACUGGGGUCAAACUGUAGCCUGGACAAAACGAUGCUCUACGCUCCCAUAGGGAACUAUAAGGACAUGGUUGUGGCCGUCAAACACGUGAGGUGGACGCACGUGCAGCUGAGCAUGAAGGAGAUGUUCCAGGACCUCAAGACGGUGAAGGAGCUCUCCCACGACAACGUCAACCAGUUUAUCGGAGCCCACGUGUCGUCCACCCCGGGCUCCAGCUACGUGCUGUUCCGGUACUGCUCCAAGGGCAGCCUGCAGGACGUGCUGGAGAACGACGACAUCAAGCUCAACUGGAUGUUCAAGCUCUCCUUCGCCCUUGACCUUGCCAGGGGCAUGGAGUACAUUCAUAAGUCACCGCUUCGUUCCCAUGGCAACCUAAAGUCAAGCAACUGUGUGAUCGACAGCCGGUGGGUUUUAAAAAUCACGGAUUUCGGCGCCAUUGUGUCUUACAGGAAAGUAGGGGCAGAGGGAGACGUGGACAACAGGGGAUAUUUCAAUAGUUUGCUGUGGUGCGCACCAGAAAUUCUGCGCAUGCACAAACGGCCGCACAAGGGCACGCAGAAGGCCGACGUGUUCAGCUUCGGCAUCAUACUGCAGGAGAUUCUCUUACGGUGCUCGCCUUACUUCUACAACAACAAGGAUCCGGAAGAUAUUAUUCGACUAGUGAAGAGCAUCAACCACGGCAGGCCGUACCGACCUCUCGUGCCUAACGAGAACGAUUUGCCCGCCAAAGCUUUCACCCUCAUGGCCUUAUGCUGGUCCGAAGAACCGGAGGCACGCCCAGAUUUUCACAACAUCCGGAAAAAACUGCGGGAAUUCAAUGGAACCAAGAGGCUGAACAUCAUGGACAACAUGCUGCACAUGCUGGAGUCCUACAGCAGCAACCUGGAGCAGCUGGUCACUGACCGCACGGAGGAGCUGGAGGCUGAGAAGCGGAAGACGGACACGCUGCUCUACCAGAUGCUGCCGCCGCUGGUAGCUGAACAGCUAAAAAGUGGGAUGUCUGUGAUUCCAGAAUAUUUCGAUCACGUGUCCAUCUUCUUCUCUGAUAUUGUUGGCUUCACAGCUAUAGCAAGCCAGAGUAGACCGCUAGAGGUGGUAGAUUUGCUCAAUGAUUUGUACACAUGUUUUGAUGAGGUUAUAGCACGUAGAGAUGUCUAUAAGGUUGAAACAAUCGGCGACGCCUACAUGUGUGUCAGUGGCUGCCCCAAGAAAAAUGGAACACGGCACGCCGGAGAAAUCGCAAACAUGGCGCUGGACCUCAUUUCUGCCGUCACACACUUCCGCAUCCGGCACAAGCCCGAGGAGCGGUUAAAUUUGAGGGUGGGGCUCCACACGGGGCCGUGUGCGGCCGGUGUGGUUGGACGGACGAUGCCUAGGUACUGCCUGUUUGGUGAUACGGUGAAUAUGGCCAGUAGAAUGGAAUCUACCGGGAAAGCCCUUCACAUCCACAUGAGCAAUGAGAUGAAGGAGGCUUUGGAUGACCUUGACUGGGGUUUUCUGAUGGUGGAGAGGGGCUUCAUUGAGGUCAAGGGCAAGGGCUUACAUAAAACAUUCUGGCUAGCAGGGAAGACAAACUACAAGAAGCCACUGCCUCAGUCUCUUGUAGAUUUACAAAAGAGCCUUGAAGAUGGAGGCCAUCCUCCCACCCCGUCCUACUGCACCCUCACAGUGGGGGACAGCAUGUUCAGCGCCCUAAGGAAGACGUCCAUCACUGUCAGCAACAUCACCAUGGAGAACACCCCCUACACCUCCGACUCUGAGGACGCCAGCAGCACCCACGGCCCUCUGUCAGACGCCAGUAAACUCGCAGACAUGCGCAGCGCCAGUGCUGUCAUCAGCGCUUCUAGUAAUGUCCCGAAACGUAGAUACGCCACUGUUGCACCGGUUGAACUUGUGGCUAAAUUAAACAACCAAUCAGAUGGUACGUCGUGGGGGAAGUAUAAAUGCGAGGAAGCUGACAAUAUGGGAAAUACUAACAACGAAACAGACACUACGGAAACGAUUAGCUAUGUCAAGCAGGCUAUUAAAAAAGACAGCGCCUGCUAUAGCCUGUCAGACAACAGCAGCGACCCCGACCUCAAUAGGGUGGAUAACUCUGUUGGCCCCUGGGGGUCUCAGAACGCUGACUUUGAAUAUUUGCCCAGUUUGUCAGGAGACAACAACGAAAAUGUUUCCAGUGUUUUUGGCGACACAAGUCAACAACUGGAAACCGUGCAGAAAAAAAGAUCGGUGCGGAAGAAAUAUAACGACAGACGAGGGGUCAUUGACCCCCAUGAUAUCCCCAGAAUAGAAAUUACAUAGGUGAUGAUUAAUGUUUAGAAAUGUUUACUAAUGUUAAUAUCUGAUCUCAAAACAAUUUUUUUUUAACCGCAAAAAGGUUCUUGAUAAAUACAAAUUUUCUAGAGUAAAAAAGAAAUUUAGGCUUUUUUUAAAUAAUUUCAUUUUAAAGAAUAAUGUGAACCUCUUUUUAAAAAAUGAUUUACUGGAAUUACAGCUUGUUCAAUGCUAUUUUUAGAUUUUGAGCACACUUGGCACAUAUCAUGACCUGUACAUUUUCUUAUAAAAUUUGGCAUUUAGCAAGGGGUUAAUGUGUUUAAAUUAUCUGAAGCUUUUAAAAUCUUGUAUGCCAUUAAAAUCUGUUGACUAUAUGCUGCAGAAAUAUAAAACAAUUGAAACACAUAUCAAUUAUUUCCAACAAAAGCCGUACAACUAAUCAGAGUGCAUGUAGCACUUAAGAGUUCACAAGAGAGUUUUAUCCAAGUCAGCAUUAAAUAUUUGUUACAGUAAACAGCUCUAAAGUA
Molecule: messenger RNA, 4428 nt
Organism: Physella acuta
Lineage: Eukaryota; Metazoa; Mollusca; Gastropoda; Physidae
Product: atrial natriuretic peptide receptor 2
Biological process (GO): cGMP biosynthetic process; receptor guanylyl cyclase signaling pathway; protein phosphorylation
Cellular component (GO): plasma membrane
Molecular function (GO): peptide receptor activity; protein kinase activity; guanylate cyclase activity
Source: RefSeq, a predicted model, not a curated record